AUGGAUUAAAAUAUAGAACUUUAAAUACAAUGUUCAAUUAAAGAACAUGACAGUCAUGUUUAAUUAGUUUGCAUAAAUGAUGCAUGUUCAGCGAAUAGAGUUUAUUGUUUCUAAUGUCUUUUAAAUGGAUAUCACGCAGACCAUCUGAAUGAUCAAUAUGAUUUAAAUAAAUUAAUAGAAUUGUUUCAAAAUAUUGAGAAAUAAAGCGAAAGUUUAAUUGAAAAGCUAAAUUUAAUGAUUGGGAAAAUUAAUGAAUCAUUGGCUUAAUUAAAUUAAGGAUUGAAAUAAAAAUAUCAAAUAAAAAAACAGAGAUUAUAAAAAAUGAAUGCAAAUUAAUUGAAUUAAGCUCUUGAUUAAAUUGUUAAAUAUAGUGAAAAUACAAAAAAUUUACAAGAAUGUGUAGAAAAAUAUUCAAAUUAGUUGAAUAAUUAAUUGAACGCGUAAAUUUAAGAAUUGAAACUAGAAUAAAUUAAUUAUUCAUAAAUCACUCAAGAGCAACUUCUUUAAGCCGAAGAGUUUUAUUAAAAAGGUAUUAAAGUAUUAAAAUAAGGAUAAUUAUUGUAUAAAAAUUAUAAUCAAUAUGAGGAAGCUAUAUAUUAUUUUGAUUAUGCCUUGCUUAAUAAUAAAAAUCAUUUUUUAUCAUUGGUUAUGAAAGGUAAUAAAUUCUUCUACUUUAUUUAUUAGCUGAUAGUCUACGAAUGCUUGGUAAAUAUGAUGAAGCAAUUUUAUAGGCUGAUAAAGCGUUGGAAAUUGAUUCCAAGCAUUUAAAUUCAUUAUUUACUAAAUGUAAUUAUUAGCUGAAUGUCUACGAAUGCUUGGUAAAUAUGAUGAUGCAAUUUUAUGGGCUGAUAAAGCGUUGGAAAUAGAUUCAAAGCAUUUGAAUUCAAUAUACA
Molecule: messenger RNA, 893 nt
Organism: Paramecium primaurelia
Lineage: Eukaryota; Ciliophora; Oligohymenophorea; Peniculida; Parameciidae
Source: the annotation of a GenBank genome assembly